AUCUCUAGGGACACGCGAGCCUAACGUUCCCACGAUUUAAUUCCCAUUCUUAUAUAUAGGGCCGAGGCCUUCCCCAUGUUGCCUGUUGAUGCCCAGCUUCACCAUAAAACAACGAGAAAACCACGUUUCCUCACUGCAAUGAACCAAGACUCUUACAACAGACCUAUACCGAUACAUCUCAGAACGACCGUGCCAUCAGACAUAUCAUCAUCGCCGCUUUUCAUUCGCCACCACCAGCGCCCGGAGACGGACGAGAAUUCAAUGUGUACCGACGUCCGGUCAAGAACGCCAAGAAGAACGCAGAACAGCAUUAUAAGAAGAAGAAGAGGGAUCUCGACCUGAAUCUCCCGUAGAACCUCUUUAAAAAUGCCACACGCAGUUCCUACUUAUGAGGCGUGCGCCUACAAUGACCCCGCACCCCUCACACCCACCACACCCGACUUGGCCCUCACAACCAAGUCACCAGCCGCAACCACCACCUCCUCUACCACAUCCACAUCUCCCUCCUCCUCCUCCUCCUCACCACCAGCCCUAACAUCCUUCCACCUCUUCCCCCACCUCUACCCCGAGCUCCGCCUCAAAAUCUGGCACAUGGCCCUCGACCUCGGCCCCCGCGUCGUAACAAUCCACUACGAGCCCACGACACACUCCUUCCGCUCCCCCACCCCACCCCCCUCCCUCCUCCACACCAACCGCGAAAGCCGCCACGAAGCCCAGCGCGCAUACCCCCUCCUCUUCGGUACCGCCUCCGCACCAUCACAUAUCCCGUUCCACCCUGCGCACGACACACUUUACUUCCCCCGCCGCAGCACGAUGGGGUAUGACGACUCCCUCCGGGAUUUCGGGGCCUUCAUGGCUACACCUGCCGACCUGGACCGCGUGCGCGUCGUAGCGCUCGACUCGGUUGAUUCCCGCGAGAAGAGGCCGUGGGAGGCGUACGAUAAGGCGGUGUUCGUGAAGUCGUUCCCGCGCCUCGAGAACGUGGUCUUAGUCCGCGGCCCGAAACGCGCGUGGUUGAGUAAUAUCCCGCGCGCGAUGGGGCCGGUAGUUGAGGAGAGGGAGGUGGAGUUUUUGAGGGUAGAAGAGGAGGAAGAGAAGAGGGUUGUGAAGGGGUUUGAGGCUGCGUUUUUUGGGGAGGAGGAGGCGCUGGCGAGGAUUCAUUGUGAGAGGGGGGAGGAUUAUGUUGUGGCGAGGUUGCCGCCUGUGAUGGUGGUUUCGAAGAGGAGAGUUGAAAGGGAAUGAGGAAGAUGAGGAAGAUGAGAGGGAUUGUGUGCUAUUAUUUUCGACAGCGAGCAUGUUUUACUUUUUGGGAGCAUGUUUUGAUAUUUAUUUGGGGGAUUUUUUGUAGGAUGACGGAUGGAUGGAUGGGGUGUACAGCAUAUAUGAGCGACGAUAGUAGACGAGAUACCCGACCUAAGCGUCAGCGAGUCAAUUCAGCACCUGAUCUAGACUAUCUUCAGGGUGGUGUCGAUAUUAUGCUGUAUUGAUUUCUGAACAUCUCGAAGCUUAAGGUCGUCGACAAGCUGUAGUGUGUUGUUUGGAUGGCAUCUUUGUAUUUAUCAAGCAUUGGCUAAGGCCUUGUGUUUAGACUAGUUAUAAUACCUCUUCAUUA
Molecule: messenger RNA, 1612 nt
Organism: Pseudogymnoascus verrucosus
Lineage: Eukaryota; Fungi; Ascomycota; Leotiomycetes; Thelebolales; Thelebolaceae
Exons: 1
Coding region: 367-1242 (291 amino acids)
Source: RefSeq, a predicted model, not a curated record